Trypanosoma grayi is the source of this 552-nucleotide messenger RNA. Its product is annotated as putative receptor-type adenylate cyclase GRESAG 4. The record is from RefSeq and is a predicted model, not a curated record. The transcript has a single exon. Bases 1 to 552 code for a protein of 183 amino acids. Lineage: Eukaryota; Euglenozoa; Kinetoplastea; Trypanosomatida; Trypanosomatidae.
AUGUACCAGCUGAACGCUGUGCCCGGGCGCACCUUCGCCGCACUGCGGCUUGACCGCGAGAUUGACGACCUGGAGGAUGCGGAGAGUGAUGCCUAUUCUAUGUCGUCGGCGUCGAAGGACGGGCUCUCAAGCGCUGGUGGGAAUCCUCUUGCCGUUUUGAUGACGGACAUGUUUGCCCCGCUACCGCUGCAGCAGCGAUGGAAGAUGCUUCAUGCGCUUGCUGAGCGUUGGCGUGUCUCCCUGCCGUCGAAGCACGCAGGCGACAAGAAGGACGCGUGCCGCGAGGUGAUUGGCCGCCUGGCUGUGAAGAUGGGCCGCGUGAUUUCCCGGAAGGCUGAGGUGCAGCAGGGCGGGCAGGACGUCGGGUUGGGCACACUUGUUGGGAGCAUCGGCACGCGGAGGAGCUCCCGGCAAAGCAAGCCCUCCGUCACGAUUGAUGCAAAUGCUGAUUUGGCGGGAAGAGACAGUUUGUGGAGCCAGCACGCGUCGGAGAGGUCGUCGGUCAGCUUCGUGACGAUUGAAUCCCACCCACCUCUGUUUUUUACGUCAUGA